CCAGGAAUAUCUCGUCAGAACAGCGAGCAAUCAGAAGCAUGCGCUCAGGCGCAAGAUGCAGGAUGACAUCCUUGUCUCCUGGCGCUACCAAUGUGAACGAGCUCGCUCGACUGAACUUGAAGGCCGGAACUCCGUGCUUGUGGGAAGGGUCACUGACCUGGAGAACAAAAUGGUCUCAACACAGGAGGACUUGGAGGAAGCAGCCCGCCAGUGGGAGGAGCAGCGUUCUGCGCUUGAAGCAGACCGUGAUGAGUACAAGCGCCUCUAUGAGAAGUUCUUGGCUGCUCACGAGCGAGCCAUGGCAGAACUUGAGGAUACGCAAGGUACAGCAGAAGAUCAGGCAAAAAGGCUACAAGUUCUGAGCGUCGAGAAGAAUCGGCUCACAGACAAGGUCGAAGAACUGGAGGAUGACAAGAAGCGGAUGUCCAAGCAGCUGUCAGAGCUUCGCGACGAGGUCGCAAAGCUUAAGGCAGAACUAAGAAGACUUUCUGGUCAGCUACGAGAUGGAGAAGUUGCGCUUCUUCUUGCACGCACCAACGUCAAACGACUCCUUGCAGAAGCAAGAGGUUUGGAGGACAUUGCUCUCGAUGAGGAUGGGCCAGGAAGGCCAUCUUUGAGACGCCUGCUACGAGAAAGCAGCCAGCGCGAGGCUGAGCUACUUGACCGCCUGCAAGCGGUUCAAGCAGUGGCGGACGCACGGCGGUUGCGUUUGCUUGAGCUGGAGGGUCCGGGAAACGAACCUGACGCGGAGAAAGAGCCUGGCCUCGAGCCAUCGUCACAAAUAGGGAUCCUUCCUGCUGAACGACGGCUGCGCCAACAUCUUGAGCGCGAGCGUGAUGAACUGCUUGCAUUUACAAGGGAUCUUGACACGGAGUUGGUCAAGGUGAAGGAGGAGUGCUACUACACAGUCCAAGCCAUCAAGAAGAAAGCUGCCGAGGACUUGGAGGAUUUCAAGAAUACGGAACUCGCGAAAGCCAAAGCAGACUUCAAGCGAGAGGUAGAAGAGGUUCAGAGACAGCGUGACAUGUUGCGGAAAGAGGUUGAGGUUGGUGACGCUCUUGGUCCUCACUUGCCCACGCUGAAUCCGCUGUCUAUCCAGGAUGCUUCCAAGGUAUGUGGAUGCUGCCGACGUGCAAUUGUUUUUGAGGGCGCCAUCAAAGUUCCACCACCGCCUGUGUAUCCUCCUUGAGGAAGCAAAUGGCUCCGUGAGUUUGGUGCUAGGAGCAUGUUUGUCAAAGAUGGUUUCGAAUGACUUGAUUGUUCAUACAUCGUUAUCGUUGAUUUGUUCUUCUCAGGAUUGCCUGCAUGUUCUGUCCAAAGUGACAGCUUAAGAUUGGCUCACUGUUGAUACAGAAGUCAGACAGAAGUCUACCAAGUCCAAACGUUUCACCCAGGCCUUGCCUGGCUUCAUGUGAAGAAAAACAGAGAAGCACUAGGUAGUGACAUGUCGUGACAUGUCUUGACAUGUAGUGACU
Molecule: messenger RNA, 1475 nt
Organism: Cladocopium goreaui
Lineage: Eukaryota; Dinophyceae; Suessiales; Symbiodiniaceae
Source: the annotation of a GenBank genome assembly